AUGAUCAAACCGAGAUCAUAUAAGUAUCUGGUUAGCAUUAUGGUACUAAAUAAGUUUAGAGCCUGAAAACCGCACUUUAUUUGCUUCUAAACUGUAAGCAGUGCAUAACGACAUGCGUGGAUCCGGAGCAAACAGGAGGAUUCAUUUUCUAUGGUGUAAAACUCUGCUGAUAUUCAUCUUUGUUUUGAACGUGGCUCUGUUCGUCAUGUUCAACGGCCUUUUUCUUCACUACAGUGACCCGUUAGGUGAGUGUGCCACAGUCAAAAUGUUUAGCAGUGAUUGAAGUAAACAGCGAAGUAAUUUGAACAUACGUUUAAAAGAAGUGAUACCCCGAAGCACUUGAACUCUACAAUGGUAAAUAUUUCAGCUAUGCCUGAGCCUUCCCCGUUUAUAAUGGUGUGAUAUUUUACAAAAUUUUGAAAAGCAUCCCUCGAGUGAGUAAAAUUUGAAUGAAAAGGUGUAGUUUUGAUCUCGUUUCAGGCGCAUCUUUGUUGACGAUUCAUGUUAAUUAGCAUGACGAUUCAUCGUCUGUGAGAUCACAAAGAGUCAUUUCUGAAUCGAUUCCAUUGACACAACCAGCAUUUUCCGAACAUUUCUCCUUAAUAAUAUCUGUCUUUUUCGGCAAAACGAUUUUGAAGACUUUAAACUCUAUAAAGAGGGUAUCUUCGUUAAAUUAUCAGUCGCUUUUAACGUCCAAACAUUUUUUAUUUCCCCAUGGUCUGACAUUUUCCCGGGAAUUCCACACAACAUCUUCGAUACAGUCAUAUUUCGUCCACAAUAUCUUGAGAAUCAGUGAAUUAUUUAAAUAAAACAGUGAACUUUAAAAAAAUUUUCCAUUUUUUUAUUCAAAACAAGGAAGACAUUUUGCCUGUGAAGAUGGAAAGCCCUCAACAAACAAUGCAUACUUAAGGGAAUGAAAGCGUUGCCAUUGGUUAUCAGACCGAACAAAGUACUCUCCACGAUUCCGUAACGAGAAUCGAUGUAAUGAAACCAACAGAGAAUAAUAAUGUAUUGUUCAUUUACGAUUGUUCUACAUUGAUCAGUUGAUGUUUGAUUAAUUUUCUUUCAUUAGUUUUUUCCGUUUCGUUUGGCCUUGAAUCGUUUUUCUGAACGCAAAACAGUAAAAACCAGAGUAAGAGAACUUAGUUUAAGUAGUGUAAGUCUUUAUCAAACUACAAAUUAAACAUUUUGUUAAACGGUGAGCACGUGCAGAUUGCACUCAUUUUAACAUCAUCUUUUUUUACAGAUAGCGAUUCUACCAAUUUUAAAUUUCAAGUUUUAGAAAGCGAAAAGUCCUAUGAAAAUCCUUAUUCAGAAGAGACUGAAGAGAAUCCGGUGUUAAGCAUAGAUAAAAUCACACUUCCAGAUCAGAAAGAAAAUGAAAACUUCCUCAUUGAUGACGAAGAUUAUAAAGAUGACAACGAAGACGAUGAUGAAAACGGCGACGGCAAUGACAGUCAAAUCGACGACGACCAGCGUACUGAAGAAAAUGAGUAUUACGAGGGUGAUAAUCAUAAAGAAAUAAAAGAAGAACAGCAGCAGAUAACAGGAGAGAAAGAAUUCGAAGACACUGCGACUGUCUCAUAUGGUACUCCGCAAAUUAAGUUUCCCGCACAAAAGGAAGUAGAGGGAGAAGGCGAAGGAGUAGAGGAAGGAGAGGAAAAAGAAGAAGGCAAAGAAAAGAAAGAGAAUGAAAAUAAAGAACACACAACGUUUGUUCCACAUAAUACUCAGAAAAUGAACCUUAGCGGUGAACUAAGCUUUUCACUUGACCAAAACGUGACAAUUCCUUCGCACUCCCUCACCGUUGGAAAUUUUUCUCAACCAACGAAGAAGCCUUCAAUCAAUAUUCCACUAAAUGCAGAAACUACUACAACAGAGAAGGACAAGCCACCUGUGGACAAACUUGCUUUUGUUGCAGCCGAGCCAAUUACUCAAGAAGUCUUGGACAGAAUAGCAGAAGAUAUGGAAGUCCGUUUUGAAGUGUUGGAGGAUAUAAGAAAAGCGAAAGUAGCUUUACGAAAUCAAGGAAUGAAAGCAAUUGAUGGAAAUCGAUGGUCUGUUCAUUUUUGUGUAACAACUGGAAUGGAACAUGCCCAUCUUGUGCGCAGGCCGGAAGGGUACGUCCUCCCGAAUCAAACGUCAAUAAAACUCACGCAUUUUAAUGGAUGUGCUUAUAAGUUAGAACCCACAAAGGACUUCAAGCCUAUUCUUCCUGGGAACUCGCUAGAAUUUUGGGUGAACAUCGGGCCAACGAUUGCUCGGAGUGACUUGGGACCUCGAUGGUACGUUGCUGCAGAAGGGUUGCAACCAAGGGUCAUUUCCAAUACUGCUGAUGAGAGUCUGGACUUUGUGUUCCUUUCAAAAAGAAAAAGAUCCUGGGAUAGGUUUGGACAUAAUGAUGUGGAAGAUCUUGGAACAGCACCUCUUUUGGUGAUUCCAACGCCUUUAGAGAUUUUAGGAUUGAACGUAUCCAGGAAGAUUCACAUUGAUAGCGAAUGGGUCGUGGUUGGAGAGCUUGGGUUAGAAAAUGAGGCAAAGUUCGUUGCAGGUGAUACACGAUUUUACUGUCUGACGAGCGUGUUAAGUUUUUUAUAGCUUUUUUUCAGUAGAAACUCUAAAAUACCAAAUAGAUAAAAAGGGACAAAAGGCUAGUUACAAAAGAGACCAGAUCUCCAUCGGUUCACAAUUUGCCUCUUCAAUUCCUCAUAUUCAGGUUGUGUAGGGAAAACUUGCGGUAUCAUAUAAAGCUCAGCAUAUUUCAAAAGUAUGUCCAGUCAGAGGAAAGUUUUUCAAAGUUUUUAACCUCGUUUGAUCCUACAUGUAAAAUACUUACAGUUGUUUAUAUCUCUUAGGUUAGGCCUAAAACUUAAAUAACUAUGUUUAACUUAGCUUGUUAAGCCUAAAUUAAUCCACGAUCCGAUUCAUUACUCUAUACAGAUAAGCUACAAUUGCAAAAGUUUUUGUCUCAAACAAAUGACAGAAGAGUUAUCGAGCUCAGGCUUGAUGAGACACAACUCGAAACGACAAAGGAUGGGGGAACAAAGUUGAACCAGUCUUCCAGUGAAGCAUACCAGCUGACUGUGGAUGCUACUGAGGAGUUAAUCACCAUCACAGGAACUGGAAAUGUUGGUGUGUUCUAUGGUAUCCAGACUCUUCUCGCUCUUAUGGAUGACCAAGGCUUGGUUCCCCAGGUCUCAAUAAGAGAUUCACCUCGUUUUCCGUACCGAGGGUUGAUGGUCGACGUUGCUCGCAAUUUUCAACCAAAGCAGGAAAUUAUGAAGCUUUUGGACGUCAUGGCGAUGUACAAAAUGAACAAACUUCAUUUUCAUCUCUCAGAUAAUGAAGGGUGGAGACUGGAAAUACCAGGAAUAGAGGAGUUGACUUUGGUGAGGGACUGGUCCUUAUCUAUCGAAUGGGAGAGGGGGGAAGGGGAUCAAAAUAAUACAUUUUGCCUGAUCCCCCCUAAGGCUCUGUAGUAUUCUAAUGAUCCCCCCUCAUUACCAGUUAAUUUUCCUUUAUCCCCCUUUAUACUCUGUUAGGAACAACUGAUCCCCUCUCUGUCCCCCUUGAAAAUUAUUUGAUCUCUACCAAAAACUUGAAACAUCCCCCCCCCCCAACCACCACCACCGGCGAUGGAAAACUUACUCAUCCUGUGGUCUUUCUUAAAACGACUUAAAAUGUGUAAUUGCCUAUCGAAAUUGUGGAUUUUCCCCACAAUUGAAGCAGCUCUUUUACGAUUGUUUACGUAAAUUGAUGUCCAAGAUGGUGUGAACCUUCAUCUACGGGUACUGGAGUAAGUUCUAAAAGCCAUGGGAUUCAGUCUAGUAUGCAGACUUUCCCUUAGUUUAGAAAAAUUCAGGACAAGGAUUAACUUCAAUUUUUUUUACUCUGAGGUUGGUGGUAAAAGAUGUUACGACGAGAAAGAAAAGACUUGUAUUUUAUCUCAACUCGGUUCAGGCCCCGACACCACCACCUCGGGAACUGGGCACUACUCUACCGAAGACUAUCGGGAAAUUCUCCGUCACGCGACACAACUUCACAUUCAAGUGAUUCCAGAGUUCGACUUUCCAGGUCACAGUCACGCAGCUAUCAAAAGCAUGAUAUCUCGGCAUGACAGACUGCUACAUGAAGGGAAGGAGAAAGAUGCGACGAUGUAUCUCCUCAACGAUUUCAGAGAUGAGUCCCGGUAUUUUUCGGUGCAAGCGUUCACCGACGAAACCGCUUCUGUUUGUUUGAACUCAACAUACGACCUAAUGGAGUACGUCCUACAUAUGAUAACGACCUUGCACAGCGAUAUUCAACCGCUGACCGUGUUUCACUUUGGAGGAGAUGAGGUUCCUGGCGGGGCGUGGCAGAAAUCACCAGAGUGUGAAAAACUAGCUAAGAUUUUAAACAUUGGAUAUCGUACCCCUCAGACGCACAAGCUGUUAAAGGCAUACUUCUUGAAGCGUAUUUCGAAUAUCACGGCAAAAAAGGGUAUUAAUUUGGCUGGCUGGGGAGAUUACCUAUUUGAGCAUACUACACGUACGGUAUUACCACGGGAAUUUUUCUUAAAUAAGGAAGUAUACUCGUUUGCAUGGAGCACAACUGGAGCUUCAAGAAAUAAUCACGAAGUGUCUUUAAUGGCUAAUCACGGAUAUAAGGUGACUGCUUUUAACUGUUUUUCCAACUGUAUUCUUGCAAUGUUUUGAGAACUCAUAGUCGGAGCUUUUUUUUAUAGAAUGGGGUUCAAUAAAACCAAGUGGGAGACGUUGCUCGACGGAUCGAGGAUUAAAAAAUUCGUAUUGGCUGAGGCGAUUGGCUCUCGUCUGAGAGGUCUGGGCUUCAGCUCUUGCAGGUCACUGUGCUGCGCUGUUGAAUGAGACACUCCCGUUUUACAGUGCCACGCCUCGACCAGGAGUGUCAACUGUCAGGGAUACUUAACAAAAUCCAGGGGGAGGAGGGGUGUGACAAAAAGAUCCUCAAAGGUUUUUCCUAUAAGGAAUCACUUAAAAUGCAGAAAAAAAGCAGUAUGAAGGACUUCAGAAAGUCUUAAACUGGAUUGGUUUUUAUUUAGUAUAACCACGAAAUUCUUUAUUUGAUGUUCUAGAUAUUCCUUUUCGUGAAGCUCUAAAAUUUGUCCCAUCUCAAGAUGCAGUUUGCUAAGUCCAGUCUCAGCAUGUUCAUGGAGGCACAUGUUCACUCCUAGACUCGACAUCAUUUUUCGGGCUUUAAUUUCCCGCUUUCUUUAACUGCAUCUCACAUGUUACGACUAAUCAUCAUUCAUCAUCCACAGAUCAGAUAUAGCUAAUCCAAUGUAUUAUUGGUACAUUUCAGGUUGUGCUCUCAAACCCUGAUUACAUCUAUCUUGAUCAUCCUUACGAACCCAACCAGGACGAAAGAGGGAAGUACUGGGCAACCCCCUAUUCAGACACUCGCAAAAUAUUCAACUACAUGCCAGAUAGCCUCUAUGAAGACAUCGAUCACAUAAAAAACUGUACUAACUUAAAGGGUUGCGUGGACGGACGAAGAAAUGUCUUAGGUAGGAGGGCUUAUGUUCAAUCGCUAACUCAGUUCUAGACUCAAACAUAUUAAAUCAUUCUCCGUGUUUAUCCCAUAGGUGUCGAGGCAGCAGUCUGGGGCGAGACAAUAAGAACCCCUGAUCACAUGUUCCGCAUGUUGUUCCCACGUCUUCUUGCGUUGGCGGAACGGGCUUGGCACAAAGCACCAUGGGAAACGAUAGGCGACAGGAAGGCACAAGAUCGUGAAAGGACUGGCGACUGGGUGAAGUUUGCGAACACUCUUGGUUAUAGAGAGCUGGGUCGGCUCGACAAAAUGAACGUUAAAUACCACUUAACACCACCAGGAGCAAGGUAGGAAUAGACUUUGGCUAAGCAAAACCCGAGAGAAGAUUAAUCUCUGUUACUGAGUCUUCUACAUCGGGAGUGGAUCCAGAGAAAGGGUACCGAAUUCAAGACCACCCGCUCCUUUCGCCAUCAGAACUGUGUUUUUUUUAACUUGUCUGACACAAAAAUUAUUCCAACGGGGGGAUAGUCGACAUGCGUCUUUGAGUGGUACUUUUUAAUGGUCUGACAAGUAAUAACGAGUAAAGGGGGGCCCAUGUAGGAGGGGGGAGGGGGGACGGGCAUGGAUUGGCCAAGAUGCAAUUUUCUACUCAAAAAGGUAUUGUUGUCUGAAUCAACGUUUAGACCCCUCCAAUUAAAACUCGCUUGACCCGUCCCUGCACAUGGGUCUUAUACGAGAGUAAAUCCCUUGUUGCGCUUUUGUUGGAUAACUUCAGAAAUCGCGGAUCUUAAGAAGAUCUGAAAUUUUAUAUUUUCGACGAUUACAUUAAUGACUCGUUGACUUGAAAAAAGCUUUUCUCGUACAUCCACAACUUGACAAUCAUUAGCUAUCGUGGUAAUGAAUACGCAGUACUUGUAAUAUCAGUGGAAACUCAUUAACAGGAGAUUUAUCAUCAAUAAUAAGGCAGCUAGAUGAUGUCAAGUGACCCACUCUAGAUUUGUAGAUAAGAAACUUGAAGUCAGAGCUAUGCUGCCAGGUCUACGUGUUGAGUAUUCUACAGACGAUGGAGUCACGUGGAAUGACGUCGCACUUGAAACUGAGGUUGACAGGAGAGUUAAGUUGAGGACAAGGUAUGAAUUUUUUCUCUGAAGAAACCGCUAGUAUACUGCUUGGUAUCAUCCGAAAAGAAUGGCAAUAUUAGUGUCCAAUACAUAUCAACAGAUACCGAAUUUAACGAAAAGAGCCGAAUGUGAACAACUUGUGCAAAUCAUGAUAUUUAGGUAUCCUGCUUGAAAAGUGCUUGCAUGCCUUUGUUGGAACAUACACCUUAAUCAAAAUUCAGGAGAACUAUGCGUGUAUCUUGGUCCGAAAAUAACGAUCAAUAUUUUUUACGUGGAAACACGUGUAAUGAAGUGUCCUUCUUUUGAUCGCACACUUUGGAACGAGCUUGAAAACAAAGUUUAUUUACCAAGGAGAGAAUUUAAGGAUCACUCGGUUUUUCUGUCUUUCAGAUCACCUGACAACAAAACCGUCAGCAGAGAAAUUGAGUUUGAACCACCGACACUAACAACGAAAGUAGAAACUGUAAUCAAGCCGAGACCUGAGAGUAAACGAGAGCAAGAAACAGAAAACAAUCACAUAAACGUGAAUGAUAACGAUACUAGUGACAGCGAUAACGACGAAAGCAACAAUUCCAGCAAGGACAUUGGAGAUAUUAGGGAAAAAGAUAGCGAUAAUGAAAAAGCUAACUUGAACACCGACAGCAUCGACAACGGUAAAGAUAACCAUAACAAUAACGAUGAUAAUAACAGUGAUGACAAUGACCAGACAGACGAAGGCAAGGAAACACAGAAUACAUAACAGCACUGGGAUUAAAUACAUUUUUUAUAGGUUUAUUGUAUUAAUUUUGUCAUAACCUUAAAUGUUAUUCGCUCCUUUGUUUCGAAAUUAUUAGUCAACC
Messenger RNA from Pocillopora meandrina, 7468 nucleotides. NCBI's taxonomy places the organism in Eukaryota, Metazoa, Cnidaria, Anthozoa, Scleractinia, Pocilloporidae. The record is from the annotation of a GenBank genome assembly.